Molecule: messenger RNA, 2999 nt
Organism: Tilletiaria anomala UBC 951
Lineage: Eukaryota; Fungi; Basidiomycota; Exobasidiomycetes; Georgefischeriales; Tilletiariaceae
Exons: 2
Coding region: 50-2941 (963 amino acids)
Biological process (GO): rRNA processing
Cellular component (GO): nucleus
Molecular function (GO): RNA binding
Source: RefSeq, a predicted model, not a curated record
UGAAUUGGCAGUCAGCUUUUCAACGGAACACCUUGGAAAGCAGGCAAGCAUGGCCGCCAGACAGACGAAGAAGGGCGGCGGUAGUGGCGACGGUGGCGGUCGCAGGCACGCUGCACCCGUCUCGGAUCCGCGGUUUGCACGAGUACAGACAGACCCUCGCUUCUUGCAGCCCAAACGGCAGGACUUGAAAGUAUCCCUCGACGAGCGCUUCAGCCAUUUACUCUCCAAGAAUGGCAAGCAGCAGGAUGGAAAAACUGGUGAAAAAGCCAAGGGCAAGGCAAGGCCAAAGGUUGACAGGUUCGGAAGACCGCUCAAAGGACCCGGACAAAAGGAAGAUGCAGACGCUGAGCUCAGACGGAUUUACAAGGUUGAAGGCGAGGAAGAAAGCAAUGCUGAUUCCGAUGUGGGUCACUCCAAUCAUGAAGAAGGUUCUGAUGAGAGUGGAGCGUCAGACGGCAGAGUUCUCGACUAUGCACGUGGUGAGGGACUGCUCGAAUCGUCAAGCGACGAAGAGUCCGACAGCGAAGACGAGGACGAUGAUUCCAUUACGGAUGACUCUGAAGCGGAAGACGACGGAGAAGUCAUCAUUGGCACCAAAAAUGCUAUCCGAAAGGCGCAAAAAGCCGCUGCGUCUGCUCCCUCUUUCGAUGAAGAAGAGGACGGAGAUGAAGCCGAUAGCGACGACGAGGCGGCAAUCAGUAGCGGCGCAGAAGAGCUGUUGGCCGGUGCUGAGGAUGAAUUGGAUCCUUCAGCGAUAGCAUUGCUCGAUGCAGAGGCGGAGAGAGUCACGAGCGGUUUUGCCGGAUCCAGCAAGGCAGACGGAAAGAAGAGCAAGUGCGGCACCAAGGCUGACGGUAAAAGCAAAGCUGGCGAAGACGUGGACGAAGAAGCUGAAGACGGCAUUCCGCGAGGAGGCGACACAUCACGCCUGGCGGUGGUUAAUCUCGACUGGGACCACAUUCGCGCGCGGGAUCUCUUCAAAGUCUUCUCCUCCGUUGUCAACCCUCUCGCAACUGCAGCUGCGCGCACGGGAAAUAGCGCCAGAGGACAAGGGAAUACUCGCAAGGGCGAAGCGAUUCACAUGGCGCGUGGCAAGUGCCUGCGCGUUCGUGUUUAUCCGAGUGACUUCGGACGCGAGCGCAUGCGCAAAGAAGAUCGAGAGGGGCCGCCACGUGAUAUCUUCUCCAGUGCGUCUGGAGAGGGUAGCUCCAAAAAGAAAAGUGACAAGCGAAAGGGCAGGAAAGGGAAAGGAAAGGGCAAGGCGGGUGAGAGUGAAGACGAUGACGACGAACUCUUUCAAGUAGACGAGGGUGGCGAGUUUGACGAGGAGCAAUUGAGAAAGUAUCAGCUCGAGCGCCUAAGGUACUACUACGCGAUAGCUGACUUUGACUCGCCUGCCUCGGCACGACACGUUUACAACGAGAUUGACGGUACGGAGAUGGAAGCAUCUGCUAAUAUUUUCGACCUGCGUUUUGUGCCGGGCGACAUGAGUUUCCCUGAGUAUGAGCUCGACGACCCGCGCCACCCGGACCCCGAGACGCGCGAUGCCGGCUGGCGCGACGAGGCCACUGCCUCAGCGGAGGGGAUAGACAGCGCUGCAGCUGCUGCGUACAAAGGCGUCGACUUCAAGACGGAUGCGCUGCGGCACUCGAAGGUUAAGCUUACAUGGGACGCAGAUGACCCAGAACGGGCAAAGAUGACGCGCAAGAGUCGCAAUGCGCUGCUUGCUGGUGGAAGCGACAUCAGGGACGAGGAUUUCAAGGCUUACCUUGCUUCUGAUCAUUCCGACGUCGACGAGGAUGAUCAGGACGAUGGGGAGCACGAUGAGCAAGAGCUUGGAGCAGAGGCGAAGAGCGGUCGUGAUAGGUUGCGUGCUCUGCUCAAUCUCGAUGGCAGCGGCGAAGGCAGCGGCUUCGAUAGCAAGCAAGGCCGCGGCAAAGCGCGCAGCAGUGCUUUCGACGACCCUCGCCGAUUACGUAAUUGCACGGGGGGUGCUGAGGAGGAAGGUGACAUGGAAAUCACAUUCACACCUGGGCUCUCGGAGGCUGCAGCGCGCAAAGCGCAGAAGAAGAGCAAGGGCACAUGCGCAGAAGAGGACGAAGAGACCACCUUGGAGAAAUACCUUCGCAAGCAGAAGGAGAAGCGCCAGGCAAAGAAGGAGGCGCGUCUGGCGAAGCAAAGUGCAGACCCCACGGUGGACGACGAGGGCAGUGCAAAGAUACAGGAGACUGGUGCAGAUUCGCUUGGCUUUGACGACCCUUUCUUCGCUAGCGACAACGAUGUGGACUUCGACGAGGCGUUGGCUGCCGAGCAGAAGGGCAAGAAAAUGCCACAACUUAUGAAAAAUGGCAAGGCUUACAAAAAGGAUUCGUCUAAGGUUGCCAGCGUAGACGGCGUGCACGGUGGUGCAUCCUCACCUGCCGAUCUCGGAGCGCUUCUGGACACUGAAGCUGCCCCCGAGUCAGGCGUCGGGCACUUUGAUAUGAAGGACAUCCUGCGCGCCGAAAAAGAGAACUCAAGGGGGAAAAAGAAGCAGAACCGCUUCGAGAAGCGACGGGCGAAGAAAGAUGUGGCGAAUGCGGACAAGGAUGUGCGUGAGGUGGCGCUGCAGGAGGACUUCAAACUUGACGCACACGACGAUCGCUUCAAGGCCAUUUUCGAGGAUCAUCGGUUCGCACUCGAUCCGAGUCACAAGAGCUUCCUCAAGACCAAGGGCAUGGACGAGAUUCUUCGAGCCAAGAGAGAAGCUGGGAAGCGCAAGGUUGGCAGCGUUAGUGAUGCGCCAGCAGAAAGGGGACAAACUGCUUCGUCAGCGCCGAGUGCGCAAGGAGGUGCCGGCUCUGAUGACUUGCUGUAUCUCGCGCGCAAGCUCAAAAAGCGCAGCGGUGAACAGAAUCAGGGCAAGGAUGGUGCAAGCCAGAAGAAGCAGCGCAGAGGGUGAUGCAGGAUCCACAUCAUACUGUUUUAUAGAAUUGAGCGUCAAAGCAAUACAGGCUACU